Messenger RNA from Scomber japonicus (chub mackerel), 1198 nucleotides. It is a transcript of the gene rbfox1, whose product is annotated as RNA binding fox-1 homolog 1. The transcript has 12 exons. The coding region runs from base 21 to 1184 and encodes 387 amino acids. Gene Ontology annotation, molecular function: mRNA binding. Gene Ontology annotation, biological process: regulation of alternative mRNA splicing, via spliceosome; nervous system development. Gene Ontology annotation, cellular component: cytoplasm; nucleus. The record is from RefSeq and is a predicted model, not a curated record. Lineage: Eukaryota; Metazoa; Chordata; Actinopteri; Scombriformes; Scombridae.
GUUGUCAGCUAGGAGGGAACAUGCAGCAUCCUGGAGGAACAUGCGUGGCGUUACCCAACGUGGACGCCUGUCCUCAGCUGUCCUGCGCCGCCCUCACCUUCAUGUAUUUACAGCAGGGUAACCAGGACACACCGGCACCCCCGGACCCAUCCAUGGCCCAGGCUUACCCAUCAGCCCAGUUUGCCCCACCGCCCCAGAAUGGCAUUCCAGCUGAGUUCACUGCUUCACACCCCCACCCACAUCCACACUCCCACCCACAUCCACACCAGCACCCAGCGGCACCACAAGACUACACUGGAGUUCAGCCCUCCGUCACUGAGCAUCCACUCAACAUGUACCAGUCCUCGCAGAGCCAUAGCGAGCAGAGCGGAUCAGACUCCUGCAGUCAGACGGUCACCGGCACAGCAACACAGACAGAUGAAGCUUCCCAGUCGGACAGUCAGCCACCAACACAGAGUGUACCUGAAAGCACAGACAGCAAGGCCCAACCCAAGAGACUUCAUGUCUCCAACAUCCCCUUCAGGUUUAGAGACCCAGACCUCAGGCAAAUGUUUGGCCAAUUUGGCAAAAUCUUAGAUGUGGAAAUCAUCUUCAAUGAGCGUGGAUCUAAGGGUUUCGGGUUCGUAACAUUCGAACAUAGUGUGGACGCCGACAGGGCCAGAGAGAAAUUACACGGCACCGUGGUAGAAGGCCGUAAAAUAGAGGUCAACAAUGCAACUGCCCGAGUAAUGACAAAUAAGAAGACUGUCAACCCCUAUGCAAAUGGCUGGAAGUUAAAUCCAGUGGUCAGCGCUGUCUAUAGCCCAGAAUUCUAUGCAGUACCAGGUUUUCCCUACCCAGCAGCCAGUGCAGCAGCAGCAUACAGAGGUGCCCACCUACGAGGUCGAGGACGAACCGUGUACAACACAUUCAGGGCGGCUGCUCCACCUCCCCACAUCCCAGCUUAUGGAGGUGUUGUUUACCAGGAUGGAUUUUAUGGUGCAGAUAUUUAUGGUGGUUACGCUGCCUACAGAUAUGCCCAGCCUACUGCUACCACAGCUGCUGCAUACAGUGACAGUUACGGACGAGUAUAUGCUGCCGACCCCUACAACCACACACUCACUCCAGCAGCCACAUACAGCGUUGGUGCCAUGCUGUUGGCAUGUACCCCUGGCAUGAAGCGUCUUGCUGUGCUUGCUGCAUGACGGUUGCUCCGGUC